Hippoglossus stenolepis (Pacific halibut) is the source of this 1186-nucleotide messenger RNA. RefSeq names its product immediate early response 3 interacting protein 1 (gene ier3ip1). NCBI's taxonomy places the organism in Eukaryota, Metazoa, Chordata, Actinopteri, Pleuronectiformes, Pleuronectidae. Bases 69 to 317 code for a protein of 82 amino acids. The transcript is spliced from 3 exons. Gene Ontology annotation, cellular component: endoplasmic reticulum membrane; Golgi membrane; COPII-coated ER to Golgi transport vesicle. Gene Ontology annotation, biological process: endoplasmic reticulum to Golgi vesicle-mediated transport. The record is from RefSeq and is a predicted model, not a curated record.
UGGUUUUACGGCAGCUGCCUCUGGGCGUGUCGGCAGAAGGAGACGAAGAAGAAGAAGAAAGUGCCAACAUGGCGUUUACUCUGUACUCCCUCAUCCAGUGCGCGAUUCUCUGCGUUAACGCCAUCGCUGUGCUGCACGAGGAGCGGUUCCUCAGCAAGAUCGGCUGGGGCGUGGACCAGGGAGUCGGAGGUUUUGGGGACGAUCCAGGAGUCAAAGCCCAGAUCCUCAAUCUCAUCCGCUCGGUCCGGACGAUCAUGAGAGUGCCGUUAAUAAUCGUGAAUUCCGGCUGCAUUGUCCUCUUGCUGCUGUUUGGUUAACACCAGCACCAAAUCUGUGGACCGGACACGAGCCAACGAACAACUACACACAGACGCACAGUAAAAUGUGUGUAAUCGAGAGACUUCUGCCAUUGCUGCUCUUCAGCAGCGCGGAGCAGAGGAAAAGAAGAAGCAGAGACAAACAUGUUCAGAGCUGAAACAUUAGAGGAUUCAAAGUCAACAUCGCAACGUGUAUCAGCCGCUGACCUCCCUGUUGUCAGCGAGACGCCACGUGGACCAGACCUAAAAGUAAUGUGUGUUUUACAUGUUUCAUCACAGACACAUUGAAGUGAAUCUGUUUUAGUGAUUUCAUGAUAAUAUAAGUCAUGUUUUAUUUUAGAGUUACAGAGGUACUGCUACUUUUUAUAGAUAUGACAAAUGUCAGCAGCAGUAUUUCCUGUUUCACUUCACACACACACACUGUGUCGAUGAGAUUGACUCUGUAACGAAGCAGAUUUCAGUGUUCAGAUCUGCUUCCUACCAGCUAAAGGUGCUUUUAGAUGAUGUUUGGAGAUCUUAAAUUAUGCUGCUGCCAAAAUUUCUACCUGCAAUAUUUGUCACUUGAACAGUUUUUGUAAACCAUCUUUAACAGACAGGAGGAGAUAUUCACGAUUUGUGGAAAACUCUCUUCCUGUAAAGUUUUUCCUACUCGUCGUCCUGCAGAACUUUGGUGGAUAAGAGUUGAAUGCUCAGUGUUUUUAUCUCUUCUGUUAGAGUUUGAUUGAAUGUGUCAUGUGAACUUGAAGCAAUACGGCCAAACACAACUCAAAACAUUUUACCUUUGUACUGUUUACACAUAAGUACCGUCUCAAUGUCACAGACAUUACUGAGAUGGUAUCUUGAAAUAUUAAAAUCAUUAUUUACUGUAA